UGUUACUCCUCAAGUUUCAUUGGACAAAAAUAUGACCCUUUUGAGAAUAGACUGAAAAGUGAUUGAAUUGUCUUCCUUCUUCCAUCACUAGCCUUUCACUUCAAUAUCCGUCUGGCAUCACCGCCCAAGCUCCACAUCAAUAUCUUCCGUCUUCCACUCUCAUCGUUGAACCAGCAUCGCCAGACGCCACUGCUCCGCCCGCGAUUGCUACCCUCCAUCUCUGCGUGUGUCCUUUCUUCUUCACAGCUCCUCUCUACUAUUGUUGUUGGCCAGCUUCACCACUCUCGUCCUCUUCAUCGCGUAUAAUUGACCGCAACAACAAUGAUGGCGUUGAUAAUUGAUGCUAGGGUUUUGAACUGAAACACAGGCCAAAUUUCUGCAUCUACGGUGAUAUCUCGGUUGAUGUGUACAUCCGACGGCAAUGAUUGGGAGUCGAUGGAUGACGACGCAGAUUGCAAUGGAAAGCCGAGGCUUUGCAGAUUUAGCAGGUGAACACUGAAGUGAACACGCGUUGCAUUGUUUAGUAGGCCUCAUGAAAUCCCUACUGCCAAGUGUAGCUCACAAGAUAGGGAGUGCAAUCAAGAGUAUAGCAGAGAACAAAAGCUCGAGCUGGUGGUACACCCCUCACGCCGCCGCCGCGGCCCAUGCCAUUGCAGAGAGGUUACCGCUAGUCGAUUUCGUUCUUGAAGUCCGGGAUGCUAGGGUAUGUAUUAUAGGCUACGAGCUUCCCUUUGUUUUCCGGGAUUACUGUCAAGUGCUCGAUGAAAUGUUUGAAUGAACUGACAUGAUCCCUUUGUCAUCAGAAUUCAAACUACUGAAAAAGCAUUCAACGUCCACCAGGCGAAUUAUAGUUUUGAACAAAACAGAUCUUGCAAGUCCCUCCCAGGUGAAGCAAUGGAUGGAUUAUUUUGAAGGACAGGAUGAUAUAGCAUUUCGAGUCAAUUCUCAUAAUAGAGAUAAUAUAAAGGAGUUCUUGACAUUUCUGCAAGCUAGAGUAAGAGAACUAAUAAAUACCGGUUAUUCUCGACAUACUACAACACUAAUGCUUGUGGGUAUUCCUAAUGUUGGGAAAUCUGCACUUGCGAACUCAUUGCAUCUGAUUGGGCGAAUUAAUGCCGCAGAGAAGGGAAGACUAAAACAUGCUGCGGUAACUCCUCAGCCUGGAGAGACUAAAAACAUUAGCAGUUUUAAGAUUGCUAGCCAUCCUAAUAUUUAUGUGCUGGACACACCUGGUAUUUUGCCACCUAAUAUCCCGGAUGCUGAGCUCUGCUGCAAACUAGCUCUUACAGGUGCAAUCCAAGACUGUUUAGAUGGUGAAGUAGAGCUUGCUCAGUAUUUUUUAGCAAUCCUUACCACGAGUGAUGAAUUCAAGAAAUGGGCAAAAUUGGGUGGCAUUGAGAAAGACAUGUUAGUUGUAACUGCUACUGAUGACGAACUUGACUUGGAGAAAACACAGAAAAUGAAGCAUCGUGUGACAGAUCACACGCAGGAUUUUAUUGUGAACAAUGUUAGGAAAACGCUUUAUCAUUGCAUUUCGUCAUUCAGUGGAAACCUAGAUGAAGAAAACAGCUUAUUACAUCUCAUCGAAGUUGAGUAUGCAAAUCUGGCGGAAGCUUUCCAUUUGUCCUCAGAAGCAGUAGAUGAUUUACCCAUGGUUGCUUCUAAAUUACUCAACUUAUAUCGGACAGGAAGGCUUGGUCAUUAUUCCGUAGACUCUGUUCCAAGCAAACACUGGUAGCGGCAUUGAACAACUGAACAUGGAGGUGCGACAGUUGGCUGUAUCUGUGCGCCAGUGGUUGAUUUACAAAUUACAAUUGCUAUGUUUAUCUUGUUUCUAGAAAUAUGUAAGUAAAACUAAUUUUUUAUGUAUUUUGCAUGUAAUAAGUGUAACUAAUCCUUGCAAAAAAAGUGUAACUAAUAGUGGCAAGACCAUGGCUAAAUGAAAGUAUGAAAUUGUUACAUACAUAAAAAUAGCAAUUAUGUGUCAUGGCCCAAACAUUGUUACUACAUAGAGUACUAUUGUAUGACAACUUUUCAUGUCCA
Molecule: messenger RNA, 2043 nt
Organism: Cuscuta epithymum
Lineage: Eukaryota; Viridiplantae; Streptophyta; Magnoliopsida; Solanales; Convolvulaceae
Source: the annotation of a GenBank genome assembly